Messenger RNA from Harmonia axyridis, 2561 nucleotides. RefSeq names its product transient receptor potential cation channel subfamily V member 5 (gene nan). Gene Ontology annotation, cellular component: membrane. Gene Ontology annotation, biological process: calcium ion import across plasma membrane. Gene Ontology annotation, molecular function: protein binding; calcium channel activity. The transcript has 17 exons. Bases 37 to 2451 code for a protein of 804 amino acids. The record is from RefSeq and is a predicted model, not a curated record. NCBI's taxonomy places the organism in Eukaryota, Metazoa, Arthropoda, Insecta, Coleoptera, Coccinellidae.
CUUGUUAUAAAAGGUACAUAUAUUUUUGUUUGAAAAAUGGGAAAUACAGAAAGUAAUGUCACCAGUGGUGUUAAAAAACAAGCUGGAGCUUCUAUGCAAGCCAUUUAUAAGUUAUGCAACUUAAAAGGUGGUGGUUUACUAGUAGAACUUAUGAAAAGAGCCGCUCAAAAUAAACAAUAUGCUGAAAUAGACCAUGCAAUAAAAACCAAGGUUGAGCAGUUUCUUUACAAUAAAGGAGAAGGUCGUUAUUUUCCUAUUGCAGAUUUGGUUCUGUUGAGGAAUGCUGAAAGAGGACGUCACAAAUUGCUUCCUCCUUUACGAGCAAUGGAAAAUCCAGAAGAAUACGAAAUUGAUGAAAAUGCCCAAGAAGUAACGGAAGAGGAAUAUCGUAAAAAUCCACAUCUCUAUAGGCAUGUUUGUUGGAAAAUAAAAGAAAGAGGGGCAGUGGGAGAAACCAUUUUACAUCUAUGCCUUUUGAAUGCAACUUCUUUACACGCAGAUCUCGCAAAAAGACUUCUAAGAUUUUAUCCUAGACUUAUAAAUGAUAUUUACAUGUCAGACGAAUAUUACGGCGAAAAUGUCUUGCAUAUUGCGAUAGUUAAUGAGGAUCCUGGGAUGGUUAAGUACUUAUUGGACUCGGGAGUUAACUUUCAAGAACGUUGUUUCGGCAAUUUUAUGUGUCCAGAAGAUCAGAAAUCUUCAAGAACAGAUUCAUUAUCUCAUGAAUGGGUUAAUGUUUGCCCAGAAACAACUUAUGAAGGAUAUGUUUAUUGGGGUGAAUAUCCGUUGACAUUUGCUGCUUGUUUGGGACAAGAGGAGUCUUUCAGACUAAUAUUAGCUAGAGGAGCUGAUCCGAAUGCUCAAGAUACAAACGGAAACACGGUUUUACAUCUUUUAGUCAUAUAUGAAAAAUUGGAAGCCUUUGAUAUGGCAUACGAAGUUGGAUCAAAACUAUCAAUCAGGAAUAUGUUACACCUGACACCUUUAACAUUAUCCGCUAAACUGGCAAGAGUUGAAAUUUUCUUCCAUAUCUUGAACAUCGAACGAGAAAUCUACUGGCAAAUUGGUAGUAUUACUUGUGCAGCUUAUCCCCUAUCUCAAAUUGAUACUAUAGAUGUGGAAACAGGAAGAAUAAGUAAAAUGUCAGGGUUGAAUUUAGUUGUCUUUGGGGAUAAAGAUGAACAUUUGGAGCUUUUGGAUGGUGUUCUGAUUGAUUUAUUAAAAACGAAAUGGAACACUUUUGUGAAAUUCAAAUUUUAUAGGCAGUUUUUCACGUUUGCCUUCUACUUCUUGAUUUCGUUGAUAGCUUUCACAUUAAGACCAGGACCUCCCAUGCAUCAUGUUCAAAUAACAAAUACUACUAAUCUAACGAAAAUUUCUGCUAACCUUCUGAAUCAUACCAUAGUCGACUUCAAAAUCGAAAAUCUGACUACCAGCAAAGGGAUGAAAGAUGACGCUGGCAAUACAGAUAUGGAAGAAUGGUGGGAAAAUUUGCAGGAGGAAUGUAGGUUGAUGGAUCUAUCAUCCAGAGAUUCCCAAAUCAGAUUUGUUUGCGAAGUCGCAAUGACAAUAGGUGCGUUCAUUUACCUAGCAGCGGCUGUGAGAGAAGCGAGAUUUUUAGGUGGAAGAAUGUUUUUUGAAAACUUGAUGACAGCACCAUCAAGGGUGAUGUUUCUUUUCUCUUGUAUUCUGAUGCAAAUUGUACCAUGGUUGAGAUUGGCUUGUCAAGAUGAAUUCGAAGAUUUCAUUGCAGUUAUUAUAAUGCUUACAACUGCUCCAUACUUUUUAUUCUUUUGCAGAGGCUUCAAAACGGUAGGACCAUUCGUUGUUAUGAUUUACAGAAUGGUUAUGGGAGAUUUGAUCAGAUUCGCAACUAUUUACUUGGUGUUUGUUAUGGGAUUCUCACAAGCAUUUUAUCUGAUAUUCCUUUCCUAUGAUAAUCCGUUGACACCAGAUGAUGUAGAUGAUUCUGCAACAAAUCCAAUGUCUACACCUAUCGAAUCAAUAAUGGCUAUGUUUUUGAUGUCACUAACGAAUUUUGGCGACUAUUAUGGAGCAUUUGAGAAAACCGAACAUGAGAUUUUAGCCAAGUUUCUUUUUGUAAUGUUCAUGGUGAUAGUCUCAAUCUUACUGAUAAAUAUGUUAAUUGCUAUGAUGGGGAACACUUAUCAAAAAAUAGCAGAGACACGCAAUGAAUGGCAAAGACAGUGGGCUCGAAUAGUGUUAGUGGUUGAAAGAGGUGUGAGUCCUGAGGAGCGGUUAAAACAACUCAUGGUUUAUUCCCAACCAAUGUCAGAUGGUCGAAGAGCACUUGUACUCAGGUUGAAUCAAUCAAAUGAAGAUAAAGAAGAGAUGAAGGAAAUACUUGAGAUGAAGAGAAGACAUGACCGAAAUAUCAAAAAAAGGGAAGAACAGAAUCCACAAAAGGGAAUACUGAACAAAAUGGUUUAGUGGAAUAUUAAAGACAACUAGAUACUUUUACUUUAUAAUUAAAUGCAUAAAGAAAUUAGUUUAUUAUAUUUACAAAUUAUGUACACAUCAAAAUGAGAAUAAACAUUUUA